This is a messenger RNA of Magallana angulata, 643 nucleotides long. RefSeq lists its product as uncharacterized. The coding region runs from base 110 to 643 and encodes 177 amino acids. NCBI's taxonomy places the organism in Eukaryota, Metazoa, Mollusca, Bivalvia, Ostreida, Ostreidae. The record is from RefSeq and is a predicted model, not a curated record. The transcript has 2 exons.
CGAUUUUCCAAUUAUACAUGAUAUAAGCGGACAUGACGUCAUUUUUUUCAAUGCUGUAAGCGAUACCAGACAUUACGACGCGCGCUAUUUUUUAAGUCACACUGUCAUUAUGGUUAAACACUGUUGUUGGGGGACUUGCAGAAGCGAUUCCCGUUACGCCGAGGGUGAGCAUAUGGAGGGGGUUUCAUGGUUUCCGUUUCCAAAACCCAUAACGCAGUUAGAAAAAUGUCAGAGAUGGGUUAAACUUUGCGGUAGGAAAAAUUUUACCGUUGCUAAUGUAAACAAGUCCACAUACAUUUGUUCGAAACAUUUCCUGUCUGGAAGACCUACUGAAGAGCACCCAGACCCGAUACCUGCUGCGGGGACAUCCUUGGACAUACUGAGGGCACAGAAACGAAAACGAAGGGUGCUUGUGAGAGUAAAUAGUGGAAAUGUCUUGGGUCCAGAGGAAAAGAAAAUAAAGAAUGAUGCAUUUUGCUUGGAUGUGGGGGCAAACAUGGAAAUUGCUGCUGAGGAAGCUGAAGAAACUGUUGUCACCUGCACCAGUGCACAUGAUGAGGAUGUUGAAUGUGUGCCUGUAAUAAAGGAAAUUCUUAAUGACUUCUACAAAAUUAAUUUUCACACAAAAUCAAGAAAAAUUUAA